This is a messenger RNA of Paramecium sonneborni, 582 nucleotides long. The record is from the annotation of a GenBank genome assembly. Lineage: Eukaryota; Ciliophora; Oligohymenophorea; Peniculida; Parameciidae.
AUGGGAAAAAAGAAACCAGAUAGUUUUCUAAGUUUAUUGUCUAAAUUGUUUAAUGGAGAAAAAAUCAUUAAACUUACUAUCAAAAGAAGUAUUUCAUCUUAUUAUUAUAAUCUUUCUUUUAGAUCUAAAAGAUCAAUAUCCAUAACUUAAAAAAAAAAUAAAAAGAAAAUAAAAAUAACAAUUAUUCAAUGAAAUCAAAACAGCUAAUGACAUUAAUGAAAUCAUUGUUAGAUCAUAAACAUAAAAAUUAAAUAUUUCUACAUCCUCAAAUAAAUAAUAAAUAAAUAAAUUUGCUGAUUCAUUAUCCAACAUCUAUCGCUUAUAUUGUCAUGAUCAAUAGAAAUAAAUUAAAGUAUAUAAUAUCUAUUAAUUUAUAGAAAAAACCUAUUUUAUUACCAACUCAACCUAAUGCAAAAUCUAAAACAUAAUUGAGAUUAAAAACAAAAAAAUUGAGAAACAAAGAAAGAAGAUAAAAAAGACUUGAAUUAUCAAAAAUGAAGAAAAAAGAAUUACAGAGAUAAAAAACAUUUGCAAGUAAAAAAAGAGAAGAUAAAUAAUAAUGAUAUAUUUAUACCAUUUAGU